AUGGAAGGCAAUCAGACGCCACCGCCAAUCCCAGAGGAGCCCAGGUAUGGUGGUUUCAGCAGAUUCGAGAUUGAGCUUGAGUUCGUCCAAUCUCUUGCCUCUCCGCUCUACCUCAAUCAUCUGGCGUCGAUGAAAUAUUUCGAGAAUCCUGCCUUUGUAGCCUACCUCAGCUAUCUACAGUACUGGUCACUUCCGCCAUACACCAAGUACCUUGACUAUCCCGGACCGACACUCAGAAAUCUGGAAUUACUGCAGCAAGAGAGAUUUCGAGCGGAUAUUCUAAGCCCUGACGUAGUUGCCAGACUGUUCGAAGAGGGUAUGAAAAGAGGAGCGGAGGGGCCACCUUCUUGA
Messenger RNA from Mollisia scopiformis, 351 nucleotides. RefSeq names its product SOH1-domain-containing protein. NCBI's taxonomy places the organism in Eukaryota, Fungi, Ascomycota, Leotiomycetes, Helotiales, Mollisiaceae. Bases 1 to 351 code for a protein of 116 amino acids. Gene Ontology annotation, cellular component: mediator complex; core mediator complex. The record is from RefSeq and is a predicted model, not a curated record. The transcript is spliced from 2 exons. Gene Ontology annotation, molecular function: transcription coregulator activity. Gene Ontology annotation, biological process: regulation of transcription by RNA polymerase II.